Messenger RNA from Penicillium cataractarum, 765 nucleotides. RefSeq names its product alpha/beta hydrolase. The record is from RefSeq and is a predicted model, not a curated record. The coding region runs from base 1 to 765 and encodes 254 amino acids. Lineage: Eukaryota; Fungi; Ascomycota; Eurotiomycetes; Eurotiales; Aspergillaceae. The transcript has 2 exons.
AUGACUUCAUCUAAGCCUACUAUCCUUUUCAUCCCUGGAGCUUGGCAUCUCCCCGAUGUCUUCGACGACGCUCGGGCUGCCCUGACCGCUCGUGGCUUUCCCAGUGCGGCCGUGGCACUCCCCGCCAUUGGGGCAGAGCCCCCAAACAAGGGACUCGCGGACGACACUAUUGCCGUGAAUAAGGAGAUUGAGAGACUAUCUAACGAGGGCAAGCAAGUUGUUGUUGUGGCUCAUUCCUACGGUGGUAUGGUCGGAGCCGGCGCUGUCAAAGGUCUUGGAUACGCAGAAAGGCAAAAUGCUGGCAAGACCGGUGGAGUUAUUAUGUUGGUUUAUAUGGCAGCUUUUGUUGCCAAAUCAGGAACCAGUCUAUUAGAUAUGCUGGGAGGGAACUGGCUACCAUGGAUGAAGCUUGACGGCAACUAUUGCCGCGCUGAAGAGGCAGCAGAGAUUUGCUAUAAUGAUCUAUCUCCGCAGGAGCAGGAGAAGUGGAGCUCGAGGAUUGUGCACACUUCACGCGCUGUGUUUGAGGAUCGCGUCGCUCACGAGCCUUGGCAUAAUCUGCCUUGCAUGUACCUCUUCUGCGAGGAUGACAAGGCAAUUCCUUUGGCUGUCCAGGAGUCUAUGGCUAGCUUGCUGGGCGAGUAUAGUCAGUUUAGAUGCUCGAGCUCUCAUUCUCCAUUUUUGAGCAUGCCUGAUAAGGUGGCUGAGGCCUGUGAGCUAGCCGCCAAGAUUGGCCGCGAAAAGUGCAAUGUUAAGGAACUUUAG